Molecule: messenger RNA, 2098 nt
Organism: Rhopilema esculentum
Lineage: Eukaryota; Metazoa; Cnidaria; Scyphozoa; Rhizostomeae; Rhizostomatidae
Product: torsin-1A-interacting protein 2
Biological process (GO): membrane organization
Cellular component (GO): membrane
Molecular function (GO): ATPase activator activity
Source: RefSeq, a predicted model, not a curated record
ACCACAGGGAAACAAACUAUGAACUGCUAUCAAUUAAAUUGAUUCAAUUUCUCGGAAUUUUACUUUCGUUAUAGAGAAGAGCAAGAUGGCCGACUCACCGAGAUCGUCACCACGCCGUUUGAGAAAAAGAAAGGCUCUGCCUAAGGAUCCUGUGUCAGAUGAAGUUCAAGAAAAUGAUGCAAAUGAUAAGGCAGAGAGUGAAGGCAAUCAAAAGAAUUUUCAGCUUUAUCCCAAUCUCACGGGAUUGCAAGAGAAAUCUCCAAAUGAUGCAGAAGUUGAAGAUGAAAACCAACUUGACAAUGAUGUGGAUGGUACUGAUGAUGCUGAAAAAGUAAAGCUUUAUCCCAAUCUCACGGGAUUGCAAGGGAAAUCUCCAAAUGAUGCAGAAGUUGAAGAUGAAAACCAAUCUGACAAUGAUGUGGAUGGUACUGAUGAUGCUGAAAUAGUGAAGGAAAACAGGAUACCUAAAGAAGAUGAAAACGUCAGUGAAAUUGGUGUGGUGCCUGUGAUAGCAACACUAUUUGCUAUGCUAGCAAUAUUGCUAUAUAUAUUUUGCCCGAUUCGUGGCGACGAUCAAAUUUGUCCAGAGGUACGUGCAUUCAAAGACAGCCUUGCUGUUUUGAAAAGCAAGUUUCCAAGCCAAAGCGAGCUUAUAUGGGAAGCAGUUGCAAAAUUAGGAGGCGAUCACCUAAACGAGGUUUAUAAUGAAACUCUUGAAGGGCCAAAUCGACCUCUUGUUUUCGUCUUUACCAGUAUAUCACGGAAUAAAAAAACCCUUAAUUGUCUUGCUAGAAAGAUCGGAGAAACUUUCCAGGCUGAUAAUACACAAAUUGGGAAUGUUGUUUCUGGUAAUGAAAUCGCAACGUCUUCUAACCAGAAACAAGCUCUCGAUGAGCGCCUCCGCUCUAUCCUUGAUGAAUCAGAUAAUCACAGAGUUGUCAUCGUUACAGAGAUAGAUUCGCUUUCAUAUGAGGUUGCUUCCAUAUUUUUCAAAUACUGUGACAACGAAGGAGCUCCUUAUCCGCGGGCAGUUUUCAUUUUCACGUUAACGAUGGACAAAGAGGAUGAUUUUUUGCAACAGAGCAGGAAAGAGAUUACGCGAGAGACCCGUGAGUACUUGAGUGAAGUCGUCUUGAAGGAUGGCGAUAAAGCACAAAUAGAUGCACUGAUCGCUAGAAUCAUGGAUCCAUUUCCUUUUAAAGUUAUGAAUGAAAAACAUGACGUUUGUUCUGACUCGUAAUGUAUGGACAGGUUUUGCUAUGGUUUAAGUAUACGGCUUGCUAAAAAUUUGAUUGGACUGUUUCUAUAAGAUUCAGAUUCGUUGUACAAUCGUCAAACUUCUAAACAGUAAAUGAACUCGGAAAUUCAAUAGCUUACAUUCAAAGCUAUGUAGCUGAAAUCUAUACGACUUGUAGCAUAUUAUAAACAUGUCGCUUCACUUCCGGUUGUUUAAUUUAUUUUUACUCAGGUUAACAUAAAAUAUACACUAAUGAUUAAUCUUAAUUUUGACUUGUAACUUCCGGCUACUUUAUAAGUAUAUUUAUCCCCUAUUUUCAAGUGUUUAUCUAGGUACUGAAAAUAGCUUAUAUGGAGCAGUUGCCUCCAUAUAUAACGUUUUUUGGCUUCCAAAAAGUGUGGACCCCCAUUUUUUCCUAGUCCAACUCGCUUUUGCCCCCUCAAUCUAACCACCCUGGCUACUCUACUGGAAAUAAUUUUUAGGGUUUUUGAUAUGUAAGUUUCUUAUGACCAGAUAUCGCACACAAUCGCUAGUAGGGGGCGGAUCAUGGAGAUUUCUUGACGGCGACCACACCCAACAAAUUCGCCCCACCCAUUAUUUUUUGCUCGCGAUGCUUGAUAUUCAAAGCCUUCGGUAAAACAAUGGCAUGCAUUUCCCUGACAAUCCAGAAACAUUUCUACGAACAGAAUUUUGUAUACCAGUGGAAAUGAUAUCUUGCAUGCGGUUUGUAAUGUACCUUUGAAAAGAAAAUUUAUAGUCCCUUUCAUCUUAUUCUUUCUUCCUUACUUGCACCUUGAACUCAAUAGAAGCGCUAUAUCUCUGUUUUGUUGGUGUUAGGCGAUAAAAAAUAUUUGCAACUUA